This is a messenger RNA of Oryctolagus cuniculus (rabbit), 942 nucleotides long. RefSeq names its product olfactory receptor family 51 subfamily G member 2 (gene OR51G2). Lineage: Eukaryota; Metazoa; Chordata; Mammalia; Lagomorpha; Leporidae. Gene Ontology annotation, cellular component: plasma membrane. Gene Ontology annotation, molecular function: olfactory receptor activity; G protein-coupled receptor activity. Gene Ontology annotation, biological process: G protein-coupled receptor signaling pathway. The record is from RefSeq and is marked inferred.
AUGGCCCUGGGCUUCCUGGGAAACAGCAGCAGCCUUUCCUCUACCUUUCUGCUGACUGGCAUUCCUGGGCUGGAGCACACGCACAUCUGGAUCUCCAUCCCUCUGUGCUUCCUGUACCUAGUUUCCAUCCUGGGAAACUGCACCAUUCUUUUUAUCAUCAAAACAGAGCCCUCGCUUCAUGAGCCCAUGUACCUCUUCCUAUCCAUGCUGGCUCUCACAGAUCUGGGUCUGUCCCUCUGCACCAUCCCUACGGUGCUGGGCAUCUUUUGGGUUGGGGCACGAGAUAUCGGUCAUGACGCCUGUUUUGCCCAGCUCUUCUUCAUUCACUGCUUGUCCUUCUUGGAGUCCUCCGUGCUGCUGUCCAUGGCCUUUGAUCGCUUUGUGGCCAUUUGCCGCCCCUUGCACUAUGCUUCCAUCCUCACCAACACGGUUAUUGGCAGGAUUGGCCUGGCUUCCCUGGGCCGUAGUGUGGCACUCAUUUUCCCCUUGCCUUUCAUGCUCAAAAGAUUCCCCUACUGUGGCUCCCCUGUCCUUUCACACUCCUAUUGUCUCCACCAAGAAGUAAUGAAAUUGGCCUGUGGAGACAUCAAGGCAAAUAGCAUCUAUGGCAUGUUUGUCAUUGUUUCCACGGUGGGUGUGGACUCACUGCUCAUUCUCUUCUCUUACGCCAUGAUCCUGCGCACUGUGCUCUCCAUUGCCUCCAGGGCCGAGAGACUCAAAGCUCUUAACACGUGUGUUUCCCACAUCUGUGCUGUUCUCCUCUUCUACAUCCCCAUGAUUGGUUUGUCUGUCAUCCACCGCUUUGGGAAGCAGGCACCCCAUCUGGUCCAGGUGAUCAUGGGUUUUGUGUACCUUCUAUGCCCUCCCCUGAUGAAUCCCAUUGUCUACAGUGUGAAGACCAAACAGAUCCGAGACCGGGUGACCCAUGCCUUUUGUUGCUAA